Molecule: messenger RNA, 1026 nt
Organism: Thyridium curvatum
Lineage: Eukaryota; Fungi; Ascomycota; Sordariomycetes; Thyridiales; Thyridiaceae
Exons: 4
Coding region: 1-1026 (341 amino acids)
Source: RefSeq, a predicted model, not a curated record
AUGGUCCGUAUUGUAAUCGCCGGUGGUACAAGCAGUCUAGCCUCGGAAGUCAUCGAUGGCCUGGCUGCUACUGGCAGACAUGAGAUCAUCCUCUUUUCGAGGCAGGACACCUCGACUGAGGGCCUUCCUUCUAGUCUCGAGUGGCGUAAGGUCGACUAUGAGAACCUUGAUCAACUCACCGAAGCACUGCAAGGGGUCAACACUGUGUUGAGCUUCAUCGUGGCGCACUUAGAUCCCGGCAACGCGUCUCAGAAGAAUCUCAUCACGGCUUCAAUCAAGGCUGGCGUGAAGCGUUUCGCGCCCAGCGAAUGGAUGACGUCCAAGCUUGACCACAUGUCCUGGUAUGCCAACAAAGCGGAGCUUCGCGAAUACCUGGAGGAGAUUAACAAAGACAAGAAGGCUAUUGAGUAUUGCCUUUUCCAGCCAGGGUAUUUUAUGGAUUAUCUCGCCGCUCCACACCAGAUCACGAAGCACAUCCAUCAGCAGGAGACCUACGUCAACUUUGAGAGGUGCCAGGCCCUUUUGGUAGAUGGCGACGACAACGCUCGCGUGGUAUUUACUUCCGUGAAAGAUAUUGUCAACGUCGUGGUGCUGGCUGUGGACUACAUAGGUGAGUGGCCUGUUACCGGGGGCAUUCAGGGCCAAGAGAUCUCCAUUGCCGACGUUUUGGCACUGGGAAAGAAGAUCCGAGGUGCGUCUGUCGGUACCAGCAUUAUAUACAUCACGGUGGCACAUGCUAAUGGCCGAUCAACCUUAACAGGGCGUGAAUUUGCUGUCGAGAGGCUCUCAGCCGCCGAGCUCAAGGCAGGAGAGUUCAACGCCAAAGGAUGGUCUCCCAGGAUUGAUCAUCCUUCCAUCCCUCCAGAGCAGCUUGAAGUCAUGGCUAAGGCGGUGAACUCUGCCGUCUUGCUUGCCACGGGAGCGGGUGCAUUCCAGGUAUCGGACGAGUGGAACCGUUUGCUCCCAGACUACAGGUUUACGACAAUCGAGGAAUUGAUGAACGGUGUGUUCAAGCACAAGUCCUAG